GUUGGCAUUCCAAGCGGAAAUCCGAACUUGACAUCGCCGCAAACCACCGACAACCAAUCGAUCGAUCUCUAGACGCGACAAGCGCUUGCGCAGUUUCAAGCUUGCAUCUUGUUCAAGUGUUCACAAUUUACAAGUGAGCUGCUUACUUUCUUUCCCAGUGGUGUGGUUCCAAUAUAGAUUGCUUCUAUUCUAGAAUAUGUCUGAAACAGCGGAAACUGGUCCCACUGCCAGCUCAAGAGGGAGAGGGAGAGGCAAGUCGCGAGGUGGCUUAGGUAAAUAUCUCCGUGCAAGAGGGCGUGGACGAGGACGAGGACGCCCAGCAGAGUUUCGGGAGCGUCUUGUAUUGGAAGAUGAACAGGAGAUAGAGCUUGAUGAAGAAGAAGCGAAAGAAUUUGAACAGAAAUUUGCUAGGAGGCAGCUGGGUUCUAAUGUCGAUAGAUAUGUGGAACCUGAGCCGGAGCUCGAUUCUGAAGGGGAACAAAUCGUGGAACCCGAAGUUGACUUGUCGUCCUUCCUCGAACGACAACGACUCUCGGGGGACGAACAACUUACAGUUGUAGCGCCGAACGAGGACCAGGAUGACAUUGACAUUAGUCUCGCGCAUCAUGGUGUACGUGCUCAAGUGAUUGCCAACCAAAGGAAAGGCAAAGUGCAACAGAUCGAGUGGGAUGAAUCGUUGGAGAUCCUAAGCAGGGAGAAGGCUACUGCAGACGCUACUAGAGAAUUGAAAGAGCGAUUCCGAGCUCGAACGGCGAAUCAACGAGCCCGAGGUUCUGCGACGAAGACGUCCACUCGACCGACUCAUCGAGAUAAGGACUAUGUUAACGCUCCAGCUCUUCCGACCGAUGGACCAGAGCCAGAAAGGUCUGCCAAGGAGAACAUGGAGGAGUUCCUCGACGAUCUCUUGGCCUAGCAAACUGGUCACUUCGACAGUUCUUGCUAUCCUCAAGGAUAGGAUAUCCUCAUAAUUAGCGCCUCUUCCUCGACGACCUUACGUUAUCUCGCGAAGCUUCCAGGUGACUUCAAAGAGAGGCAUCAUCUCACACAGCAUCGAGGUGAAAGGAUUAGGGGGCGCAAGUAAUCAUUGCGAUCUGAUCAACUCUAGGGUACUGUUAUACAACCCGAGCUCGCGGGUAGGUCACGACAGAUCCAGAGAAGUGUGAAGGUAAUCUGGGCAGCUACUGGAUACAGUGGAAACGAAAACACGAGGAAGAACAUGAUAUCAAUGGAUGGAGAAUAGAAUGCGCGAGUCAAAGCAAGAAAGUGAGGGGUAUGUGGGUGUUUUGAGCGAGGUAUAGGAAUAGAUAAUAAAUAGGGCAUUAUGUGUACGUAGAAAAUCAAGAGAAGUCAGUGUCGGUUUAGGCUUUGACAGAGGUGGAUCAGACGGUGCGGUCUAUUGGGGUAUUACGGUGUAUCGAGACAUCGAUACUAGGCACAACCGAAGCUCCAUCCUCAGAAGAUCUUUGCACGACAGUCGGAGGAGUGAAAGGUCGAUGGUAAGGUGGCGAAGCAGGCAUAGUAGCAUACCACUCCUGCUGCCUUGAUUCCCUCGUCGGAAUAGGGAACAAUGGUGUAGGUGGUCGUGAAGCAGGGAACUCGUCGGAUAUGGAUAUUCGAUGAUCUGUCGAGGAGGUGGAGACAUGUGAUGUGAU
Messenger RNA from Somion occarium, 1652 nucleotides. The record is from the annotation of a GenBank genome assembly. NCBI's taxonomy places the organism in Eukaryota, Fungi, Basidiomycota, Agaricomycetes, Polyporales, Cerrenaceae.